AUGGAUAAAAAGAUAGUGCGCAAAGGGCCGCUGCCUGGGGGUCGCCGGGGCGCGUCUGGAGCUGGCGCUGGACGCGGCAGCAUGCGGGCCGCCAGCCGAGCGCGAGGAGCUGCACGGUCAUCUACCAGCCCUCCGCAUCCAUCAUCCCCACCAGAAGGCUUGGUGUCGGCUGGGUCUUCUCGGACUCAGCAAGCGGCACCCGCCGCUGGUGGAGCACGUCGCAUGCGUUGGUCACAAGAAAUGAAUGCAAACGCACUGCGGGCGUACUUUAGGGCAAAAGGGGAAGAAACUGGAUGUUUGGCGUAUCGGGCUAGGAUGCAUCGUCUUUUUGCUGAGCUGGAGCCAUCUUUAAUCGUCACAGAGCAAAACCUGGCAGACCGAGUUCGGUAUAUCUUGCGCUCAAAUAUAUUUGAUGUCGCCGAACUCGAACGGCUACGACGUGAGGCUGUUCCCUCGUCGGAUGAGAAUGCUACGGCUGAGGAUGCGGCGCCACAAAUGGUAGAGCAACCCGCAAACGUGGAUGCCGCCGUGAAUACCCCAGUUGUGGUUGAUUCAAACGAUGAUGGAACAGUCGCCCAGGAACUGGAAUUAGAGCAUAUGAGGAGUAUAUUGGAAGAGGCGAUUGUGGAAACGCGCAGUACGCCUCUCGAAAAUCGACCGCGACUUCCCCGCAUAGCCCUAAGCAAGCGGAAUCGGGCUGUCGUGAGGGCUCUGAACCCAAUGCUGGUUACCUAUUUGGAAGCCAGCCGGGACCUUUGCGAGACGGACUCAAUUCUUUUUGGCGCCGCGCUGGCAGUCUGCCGUAUCAUAGGCGCCAAGGUUUCCACGGCUGGACGCGCUACUGGCCAUAGUAGCGCUAUCCCAGCAUGGAGAAGAAGAAUUGAGGAACGUAUCGCAAAGGCUAGAGCUCUCAUCGGCAGACUGAUAUGCUUCAGAUCAGGCAACAACAGGCCAAGAAUUGUGCGCACCGUCAGGAUGGCGUUUGCUGGGACAAAUGUCAGUUUGUCCCAGCCGGAUAUAACGCAAAAACUGACGGAGCGCAUAGAUGAUCUGAAGCAGAGAAUCGCUGCUUGGGGAAAGCGGAUUCGGCGAUAUACCGAGAGGUCGACACGGUUCAACCAGAAUCGUCUCUUCCAGAGUGAUCAGAAGAGGCUCUAUGAAUCAUUGGAGCGACCAAUGGUAAGUGGAACGGGUCCAGCACCGAAUCAGGCCGACACUGUAGCAUUCUGGCGCGGCCUGUGGUCAGAGCCCGUAAACCACAGCGAGGGCCCUUGGACGGAAGUUGUGGCGAGUCAGUGUGCGGGUAUUACGCCCAUGGACCCCGUCAUCAUAACGCCGGAUGACGUAGCUGAGGCGGUUCGUAGGGCCCCGAACUGGAAAAGUCCGGGGCUUGACGGGCUGCAUCACUACUGGCUGAAGGGGUUCAUGGUGUGUCACUCUGUGCUCGCCCGACAGUUUCAAGAGGCUCUCAACCAGAAGUCGCUCCCAAGCCUCUUCACUACUGGGAUCACUCAUUUAGUUCCUAAAGACCAGGAACUUACCAUUGGAACAGGUCAGAAAUAA
Molecule: messenger RNA, 1563 nt
Organism: Parnassius apollo (apollo)
Lineage: Eukaryota; Metazoa; Arthropoda; Insecta; Lepidoptera; Papilionidae
Source: the annotation of a GenBank genome assembly